UGAGAAAGAUGAUCCCUGUCCCAAAAGUAAUGUGUCUGAGGCAGAGCAGCUGCUCAAAAACCACACCCAAGAACCAGAAACAAGAAAUUGCUCAACUAAACUUUAUUGAAAAUGGAUUGACAUAAAUAUUCUGUGACACAGGACUGAAAAGGUGAUAUAUAUAUAAUACAAAGAGGUGUUCAAAAAUUGCUUUAACUUAGAUAUACUGGGACUGUCAAGACUGCCCUUCGCUGGCUUUGCUGUGGAGUCUCUCCUGGGUAUCUUGGAGGUUAUGCACUGUGAGCUCUCAAACUGUAAUGGAAUGGCCACCUGAAUUUUAACAAAGGUGUCUUUUCUCUGAAUUGUUAAUUCGUCAUAGAAGAUACGGGUCUGAACAAAACCAGAGUUUUAAAUGGCCACAUUAAAAAUGCUUUAUUCUUAGUUUUCACACUUCUGUGGUGUUAUUUCACUAGUUCGCCUGUGAUUAUAGGCUUUCCACCACAGACAAGACUUAAUUUCCAACAUUUUAAAAAAAAAAGGCAGAAAAAUUAAUCUUUAAAAAGCAAAGUUUCAGGUUCCCUUUAUACAUCAUAAAAAAUGAGACAAGCCCCAUUUUUGUUUUUCCUUUUAUGUAAUGGCAAGCACUGGCUUUUGACUUCUUGCUACACUGAUCAUAUUGGUUUUGUGAUCUUACAGAAAGCCUCAUUAAUUUCUAUCUACAGCUAAAGGUAUUUUCUAGCACCUUCUGAAUUAAUGAUGAUGAGCAUUUCCUUGUGCAGCCAGAGCCUUUCAACAAGGAGCCAUCCCUCUUCUUAGGGUUUUCUCUGGAUCUGAUUUAAUUCCUCCCUUCUUAAGAAACUUGUGUCCCUCAAAUCUUGCAUGGUAUUUCCAGUCUCACAAGCCCUUUUGUCUCAGUGCUAAAGGCUCUCACUCUAAAAUGAGCCCCAAGCCACAAAUGUUUGUAGCAGUUUUCACACUGAAACAUUAGGGAGAGGUUCAGAUCUGGGAUUUUGGACUCUAUUGUAAGCCUCCUAUUGUUAAAUCCUCUCUGCUGCUGCUCAGUCCUAAACUUUAAGAUACUCUGAACAAUUAAAAACAAAAGCACCAACAAGCGUCACCUAUUUCUCAUUAACCACUCUGAGAUAUUUUUUCCCCACUCAAAAUUUCCUGGCUUUUUUUCAUGCUUGCUUCAAAAGUCCCUUCACUAUUUCCAUUUGGUUUUACCCCACACUUCUAUUGCCGUAUCUGUUUAAUGGAAUCCUUAAACUAUGGAAUGUUUAUUAGCUUAAACUAUGAGUGGUUUAUUAGCUCCAUCUGCUGGGUGAAAUUUUUGCCUUUUCUUUAUCUGGAGAAAAAACCCUCACUAAGGGAAGGAAAUUGUUAUUUUGAUCAUUGCUUGAUUGUUUUUUUUUUCUCUCUAAUCACUCUUAGUAUUUCUACAGUAUCCCCAUAUUUAAUCUCUACACUUCAAAAUAUCUAAACAUUUUUUUUCUUACAAUGUCAUAUAUAUUUGCCUCUCUUUUAAAUGAGUAAAGGAUUCCCCCUAACCCACUUCACACUUUCCAUUACUCUACUUUCCAGUAACAUUCAAAUAUCGGGUACAUACAAUAUGACCCACGCUAAUUUUAAACAAAAUACAUUCUGAUUGGGCUACUCUGCCUAAAUCUAUUUGUGGAAUGCUCUUGUUUUUUGGGCUCCAGUUGCUUGUAUCAUUCAGAUCUUUCAAAUGCCAAUGUUUCAAGUGCUGAUAUGCCGCAGAACUGUAUAUGUCAGGAAUAUCUUCCAUUUGAAUAUUACAUUUGGUGACAAAAGGCCUUAUCCUGCAAAUUUUACUUCUAGUAAUAGUCUCUGCUUGUGUACAAUAAACAUGUUGACUUCACCCAUGAAUAAGGGUCACAGAAUUGGGCCAAUGCUUGGUCCCAGAAUUCCCAAACUGAAGUGGGCAGCAUUCUAGAUCACCAUAAUAAAUCCUUUAACUUCCUCAUAUGCAUGACCUCUGACAUUUUGUCAAAGAUCUGCUCUUCACUAAACUUGUGUGGACAAAGAAUCUAGUCAUGAGUUUCAGAUAGUUGAUGAGGAGUUUGCUUGUAUCAUUUGCCUGGACCAUUAUAUUCCAUUUGUCACCACCAUCCAACAGACUAGCAUUCCAUUUCAAUAUCAAACUGGAGUUUGAGAGAUAUGAAAAAUGGUAGCAACUAUUUCCAGGGAGGACUUAAUAACAGACCCUCCAAGCUUCCAUGUGAUGGAACCAUGAGGGUAGUUUGCCCAUGAUGGCUUCUAGCUCAUGGAGACUUGCAGGCCAUAGUUUUACUUUAAGGCUCAAGCCUCCAAACUCUGCAGAUUAAUUAAACUCUAGAAGUAUUGCCCAUAUGAAAACUGAGAGCAGGCCUAACGGUCUGGCAAUAUUAGAAAAAAGUGAAUUUUUGUUACUUUGCCUGCCUGUUCUAAUGACAAAAUAGUAGAGAUGGCUGUCUUCCCUGCCCGAUGGUCAGACUGCACCAUCCAUUUUCACUGGAUUCCCUGUGAAUUCAUCAAGUUUUAAGCUUCUUUUGGUCACCUACAAGACCCUUCACAACUUUGCCCCUCUUUGCUUUUCCUUUUCUGUCUCAUAGCCCCCUGCCUCCUCCACUAUGCCAAUGCCUUGGCUGUCAGUUUGUCACUGUGCUUGUUACCAUACUUCCUUCUCCUUCUUCAAAUCCCGCCUCAAGAACCACUUCUGCUGUGGUGCCUACAAGAAAUCAUCCAACUAGUAAAAGUUUGGUUUUGUGUCAGGUGGGUUUAGAUGAGUGUAGGUACAUUUAAAAAAAGAGAGCGAACCAUGAAUCUGUGCAAUACCUAUGUCCCACAUGAUCUUAUUUUCACUAUCCUUGUUCACUCUCAUUCCUUUUUCUCCUCGUUUAUCAGUCUCACUUUUUAUAUCUUGUUCUCUCACAAACAUCACUGAAACUGAAAUUAAAACUAGAGGCUAACAUUACGGUUGUGCAUGUAGCAGCAUAUUUUGCGAACUCAAUUUAAAGUACAACUUUUUGGACAGAUAGCUCAUUGUUUUAAAUCCCAGAAUUCCUUUUUCCAAAGAGAUCACUCCCUACAAAACUAUUUAGUUUUUAGCCCCACCCUUCAAAUGUCAAUUAUCUAGCUCCCAGUUCAGAGAACCAUCUGCAGAAACUCCGGGAACACAGGAAGAGAAGAAUUUUCAAACGCUUGUGAAGCAAGAACAAUAUUUUAACUACAGUGGCUUGUUAAAUCUUGUUUUGUCUAACGUUCGUGGCAGUGGGACUACACAAGGCAGUAAGUGACUUCUGCAUUAUCUAAUGUUUCAGCUUUGCCCUCGUGUUUAAUCAUCCACAAAAGGCAUUUAUUGUCUCGUAUACAUCUCCAUCAGGAUUGUUAUCCCUUUAAACAAACUGCAUGUAACAUGUGGAAUGUACAUUAUUGAAUUAGUUCUUUUUCCUUUUGGAAAUGUCGGAAGAGAAAGCUGAGCUCCUUGGGCAAUUGGUAUUUCCGUUUGCAUUUCCCCGCCACGUUUGUUGUGUUUGGCAGAACCUACAGUUUGAGGUUGUUUCACAGUUUGUCAUGAAGAAAUACAGUCUCUUUAGAAAAUGUUUGUGCAUCAAAAUCAUUCCCAGAAGUUGCUUGUAGUCCAGAUAGUGCAAAACCCAUAUACUAUUUCCCCCCCAUAACAGAUUGACCAAUAAACUCUGCAUGCUGUUUGUACUAAAUGCCUUUGCCUAGUGCAGUGGGACUUUAAAGCAGACUGACCUGUCCAUUGUUCAGCAGUUAUUUAUGUCUGCCUGUCCAGCAGUGAAAUGUACCUGACAAAUGCUUGUGGAUGUUUUCUCUUCAAUAUAGCAAAUUUUGUUUUGAACUUGCAGAUAUUGGCUCUCUCUGUUAUCAUGCUGCUCUUUGAGGCAGGAGUGUCCUCAUCCUCCUCGGGCUUGGAGAAUCAGAUCUUCCAAUACAUUGAUCUUCAUCAAAAUGAAUUUAUUCAGACCCUUAAGGAAUGGGUAGCAGUGGAGAGUGAUUCUAUUCAACCGGGGCUAAGACAAGAAGUAAUACGAAUGGUGGAAUUAACAGCAGACAGGCUUCGAGCUUUGGGAGCCACUGUUGAGUUAGUGAAGUUGGGCUCCCACAAGCUGUCUGAUGGCCAGAGCCUUCUGUUGCCUCCUCUAAUUCUAGCAGAACUUGGUAAAGAUCCACAAAAACCCACUGUAUGUUUCUAUGGACAUGUGGAUGUACAACCUGCCAAAAAAGAAGAUGGAUGGAAAACUGACCCCUACACACUGACUGAAAUUGAUGGAAAUCUUUAUGGGCGUGGAGCAACAGAUAACAAAGGACCUGUCUUGGCCUGGAUAAAUGCAGUGGAAUCAUUCAGAGCACUAAAAUUAGACAUACCAGUAAACCUCAAGUUCAUUAUUGAAGGUAUGGAAGAAGCAGGAUCUCUUGGACUAGAGGAAAUAAUUAAGAAAGAAAAUCAGCGUUUUUUCUCUGAUGUUGACUUUAUUGUGAUUUCGGAUAACCUUUGGCUUAACAACAGGAAACCAGCCCUCACGUAUGGGACUCGGGGAAACAUCUGCUUCUCUGUGGAGGUACGGUGUGGGGAGAGAGAUCUUCAUUCAGGAAGUUUUGGAGGCAUCAUUCAUGAACCAAUGACUGACCUAAUAGCUCUGCUUGAUAGCCUUGUGGAUACAUCAGGUCGUAUUUUGAUCCCUGGAGUCUAUGAUGAUGUUGCUUCCCUAUCGGAAGAGGAGAAGAAGUUGUAUGAAGCAAUUGAAUUUGAUAUAGAGGAACAUAAAAAUAAUAGUGGUGUGAAAAAAUUCCUAUAUGACACUAAGGAGGAAAUACUUAUGCACCUGUGGCGUUACCCCUCUCUCUCUAUUCAUGGGAUUGAAGGAGCUUUUCACGAACCAGGAAUAAAAACAGUUAUACCCGCAAGAGUAAUAGGAAAAUUUUCAAUCCGGCAAGUCCCUCACAUGGACAUUUCAAUCGGAGAACAUCAGGUGAUAAAAUAUUUAGAGGAUGUAUUCUCUAAGAGAAACAGCCCAAACAAACUGAAGGUGUCUGUGCCAAUACGUGCAAUGCCAUGGGUUGCUAACAUAAAUGAUCCUCUUUAUACAGCAGCAACAAAGGCAAUCAAAACAGUUUUUGGACAAGAUCCAGAAAUGAUCCGGGAUGGCUCAACAAUUCCUAUUGCCCAAACGUUCCAGAAUAUAACAAGGAAGAGUGUGAUGAUGCUUCCAGUUGGAGCAGCUGAUGAUGCGGAGCAUUCCCAAAAAGAGAAAAUAAGCAGGCACAAUUACAUUCAAGGAACAAAACUGUUUGCAACCCUUUUCUUGGAGAUUGCAAAACUGCCUGGAAAGUUACAGGAAACGUCCAACACGACGACUACAAACUGAUGGAUCCUGGCAAAAUAAUAAGCUAGACUCCUGCCUAUUGUCUUAAAUAUUCUAACCUCCUUCUUUAUUACUCUGGAGAAACAUGUACAAACAAUAAAAUAGUUAGACAUACA
Messenger RNA from Malaclemys terrapin pileata, 5485 nucleotides. It is a transcript of the gene CNDP1, whose product is annotated as carnosine dipeptidase 1. Gene Ontology annotation, molecular function: metallodipeptidase activity. The transcript has 11 exons. Gene Ontology annotation, cellular component: cytosol. Lineage: Eukaryota; Metazoa; Chordata; Testudines; Emydidae. The record is from RefSeq and is a predicted model, not a curated record. Gene Ontology annotation, biological process: proteolysis. Bases 3786 to 5372 code for a protein of 528 amino acids.